Molecule: messenger RNA, 2013 nt
Organism: Trichobilharzia szidati
Lineage: Eukaryota; Metazoa; Platyhelminthes; Trematoda; Strigeidida; Schistosomatidae
Source: the annotation of a GenBank genome assembly
AUGCCGCUUCCCAAGCAUACAGUUCAACCAGUUAAACUAAGUCAGGUUGUUGUACCAAAUGGUGUAGACAACGAAUUAGAGUUCGUCGUCAAUUCGACGGUGUGCAAUGUUAUGCGGCAGAUAGCCUCCAUUAGUCGGCUAGCUAACAAUAUGUUUGAAGAACUCACUAGUGAUUUUUCUCGACUUGUUGAAAGAACUGCUCGUCUACAGAAUCGUCUGGGUAAACUUCAUGAAGAUAUGCAGAUGGCACGUAAUGGAGAUGAAGAUCUCACUGCUGGAGUGCAAGAAGUUGAACUUCCAGUCUUUACAAGUAAAAAGCCAACAGAUAGUCAAGUAUUAAAUCGAAAUACAAUACCUCCUUCAAUGCAGUCACAUUAUGAUCAAGCUGAACCAGCUCCUGCACUUCAACAGAUGGAUGCUCUUAGAGAUGACAAAAAAAUCAGUAUGAAAUUAUACUCAGAUCCAAGUUUCUUCUUCGACCUAUGGAGUCAAGAAAUGCUGCAAGAUCAUAAACAUAAAAGAACUGCAAAGAAAAAACGACCAAAAGUGAAAGCAAAGUCGUCGUCGUCUACUGUUCAAAAAAAUACCUCCACCAAUCAAGCUGCUGUUCAACAAAAGCCUCAUCAUCAUCACUUGGUCAUUCAACAACCAGGAGUUGGUGGUCACAACAACAAUCAUUCUUCUUCUUCACCAGUAGUGUAUGAUCAGAACGGUUCAAUGAUGAAUGCCACUUUGCAGAUGGAUAGAGAUCACACUGUCCUUCAUGGUAAACCAGCACUACCACCAGCAGGAGGUCAACUCCAAUUCCCCAGUAAUAAUAAUGCUAAUUUCGGGAAUGUUCCACUGCCGCCACCACCUCCUCCACCUCCACCAGCUGUUGUCGCCCAGUCAUCAAUGCAAGUAGAUCAUCAUCAUCAUGUGAUGCAAGAUGAUGUUCAGUACAAGGUGGUAGAUCAGCAAGGAGGGGAUUAUCAGUCUGGCAGACAACAGGUGUCCACCAUGCAGGAUGGUAUCAAUCCGUUUUCAGUCAUAAACAGUGGUGGUCAUGAACCUGCAUCAAAUCAUCAUCAUCAUCAUCAGGUGAUCCUGCCAGAGCCGCCGCCGCCUACACUUCCCGUACAAAUCCCGACGCAUACUGCGCAUACUACUAUACCUCCACCGUUACCACCUCCAGCCUUUAUGAAUGAAUGUGAUCUAACAAAAAAUGCAGGUGGUGGUUUCAACAAAACUUCAUUUCCUAACAGUGAUAAUUAUUCUAGUAGAGACUUGUCUUCACAAAAUGGAAGUUGUGCGCUUUCAUCAUCAUCAUCAGCCAUGCACACGCAAGAUGAUACUCAGAUGAGACAGUCGUCUCAGUAUGUCAAUGGUGGGGGUGUGUCAUCACUGAUGCUGAAUGAUCUGCCUCCACCUCCUGCACCGAUUUUUGGCGAUAAAAAUUUAUUUGAAUCAUCUUCGCAUAGUGGAGAUAUCAACGAGUCUGAAGGACACAAUGGUCAAAAAGCAGUCCACUGCUCGGCUUCUCCUCCACUACUGCCUCCUCCAGCAGCACCGGUCUCGUUUCCAUCACCGCAGACUUCUCUUCCAAGUCCACCAGUUCAGUCAGCGCCACCGCCGCCGCCACCUCCUCCUCCACCACCACCAUUGCCUGCUUUUAUGGCACCUCAAAAAUCAAUCCCUGAAGUUACAAGGGAGCAAACAUCAUCAUCAUCAUCUCUGCUGCCAAAUAAGGACACUGCUGCUACACGAUGUGCUAUGCCUCAGUGCCCUCCUCAGGAUUUACUUUCUGCUAUACGUGCUGGCUUUCAGCUACGCAAAGUCGGUGAACGACAGCCACCGGAUCCAUCAAAGUGGUGCAGUCGUGCAAAUAGUUUGUCGACUUUAGGCAGUAAGCCGAAGGAUGUACAAGCAAUCUAUGAAGCUGUUCGACGUCGUCGAGAAUGCAUGGAGAAUUCCUCCGAGGAAGAUGACGAUGAUAAAGAUGCCAAUAGUGAUUCUUCUGGUUGGGAAGAUUAA